This is a messenger RNA of Penicillium vulpinum, 1704 nucleotides long. RefSeq lists its product as uncharacterized. NCBI's taxonomy places the organism in Eukaryota, Fungi, Ascomycota, Eurotiomycetes, Eurotiales, Aspergillaceae. The record is from RefSeq and is a predicted model, not a curated record. The transcript has 5 exons. Bases 1 to 1704 code for a protein of 567 amino acids.
AUGUCGAGAUUCGAUAAGUUUCUCAAUCCCGCAUUCUGUGCGAAUAACACCAACUCGCCAUGUCCCAACAAGACCUCUAAGGCCAACAAUGCUUGCGGCCGCUGCUACUUAGUUGUGUACUGCGGCAGAGAAUGCCAAAAAGAGCAUUGGCCCACGCACAAAGAGGAUUGCAACAACAUUUUGGCGCACGCUUCAUGGAAGCCAGGCUGGCAUACAGAAGAGCGAGAGCCAACCUUCUACAAAAAGCAGGACCCACCUGAACCCUAUGUGAAUGAUGACAAAAUAGCGUGGUGGGGAAGCAUGCCAGCAUUGGAUUUGCUGAAACUGGAUGAAAAUGAAGGCCAGAAUGCGUCUCCCAAGAUGCGUCUUCUUCUCACAUCAUCGCACGAUAUUCGAAACAUCAUCGAGACAGUCGCUCGUCUGCCGGAUACGUAUUCAGGACAAUGUGAGAUCGUGAUGAACGGCAUCCACGCUGGGAUUAUCUCGCAGAAUAUCAUGCUUCUUUUGACAGCUUUUCAUUUUUCACCAGAGGACGCCGUACCUAUUAUGAUUCACUUAUGGUAUUCAGCUUUGAUACCCGCGUCCGCUCUUGCAGCACUUCGGAAAAAGCUGCUGCCGUUGGUUGAAGAAGUCUGCUCUGAGGCUGCACAGAAACGUUCGAUUCAGUUUUUCAAAGGGUUCUGGAGGAAGAACAAAGCAUGCUUACAAGUAGAACUUUUGAAAGAGGAGUGGGAACGUCUUCGGGAAUCGUUUCAGGUUCCUGGUCGUUUUUCUGCUGCCAUGGCUACUAGCAAUCGACAGGACGUGACAUUGGCGACCAAGAGAGAGGAUUCACUCCAUAGGGUUCUGUACGCGCAGCCUCGGCAUUGGCGUAUCUCCACGAUGAAGUUCCGCCGUGAUGGCAUACUGUUGCCUUUUGGGUGCUCACGCAAAGAAUUUGACACCCCUAACCCGACAUUUUUCAAUGCUAGUCGUUCUUGGCCUAUGCCAGACACUGCAGAUCCGCGCACCAGCUGGAACCUCCUGGAGGUAUUCACUGGACCGUACACCGCGACUUAUCCUGCAAAGAAUGAUGUAUACGGCAUGCUAUUCAUCUAUCUUCGAGAAACUUUCUUGCGGUUCUGUCGCCAAAUUGCAAAGCGAGAUAUUCUUAUCCGACUUCUUUCUAUCGAUUCACUAGGCCUACAGCAAUAUUUGGACCAGCCAGCUGGACAUGGAGGGUUUGACAGAAUUGAUGCAUACGUAGCGGCAGAAAGAGACGUGCUCGGGAUUAACGUUCUCCUCACCUUACUUAGACCGAUGUUGAAGCCAAAGAUUCAAAACCCAAAGGCCAUGAUUCUUGUCCUCUUUAUGCGGGACGUUGAGGACAUGUGGAAUAAUAGCUCGCUUAGCAAGGAUAUGGCUCGUGCUGCGAAAUACCUCCCUGAAGCCGAAUCGACGGAUUACAAUGAUCCAGACAACAUGAGGCACAGGAGAUCAAGCUCUUUUUUCCGCAAUGUCAGUAAGUUGUUCGAUCUUUACAAAAAGUCGGCAGGGUUUGAUACACUCACCGACAAACAUGGGUUGAAGAUGAGGGGCAACAACACAAUCGUGGCCCACUGGCCACUGCGACCUGGAAAAAACGCCCCUCAGGAGGUGUUUGAUAUCCUCGAGGCAUCCGGCGCCAGUGGCUGUGAGCGCUACGUUGAGUGGGAGUGGGCAUGA